This is a messenger RNA of Podospora anserina S mat+, 1293 nucleotides long. RefSeq lists its product as uncharacterized. The record is from RefSeq and is a predicted model, not a curated record. Lineage: Eukaryota; Fungi; Ascomycota; Sordariomycetes; Sordariales; Podosporaceae. The transcript is spliced from 2 exons. Bases 1 to 1293 code for a protein of 430 amino acids.
AUGGCCUCUUCAUUCCUGAUCAAGAACCACACCAUCGAAUCCCAACACAUCCGCGAAUACCCCCACGCCACCGCCCACUCCCAAGAAGAACCCCUCCUCCUCGCCGUGAAACAAUACAUCCCCCUCAACAACCUCACCCCCUCCCCCGGCGACGUCUCCAUCAUCGCCGCCCACGCAAAUGGCUUCCCCAAAGAACUCUACGAGCCCCUCUGGGAAGACCUCCUAUCCCUCCUCAACAGCCGCGGCGUCCAAAUCCGCGGCAUCUGGAUAGCAGACGUAACUCACCAAGGCCAAUCCGGCAUCCUCAACGAAGCCAACCUAGGCAACGACCCCUCGUGGAUAGACCACACCCGCGACCUCCUCCACCUGACCAAUCACUUCCGCCACUCCCUCCCCCGCCCCCUCAUCGGUGUCGGGCACUCCUUCGGCGCAAACAUCAUAGUCAACCUCUCCCUCCUCCACCCCCGCCUCCUCUCCUCCCUCAUCCUUUUGGACCCGGUCCUCUCCAGGUUCCAAUCCAAAGGCCCUAAAUACGGCUUCGCCCCCAUGAAAGCCUCCGCCUUCCGCCGCGACAUCUGGCCCUCCCUCGCCGCCGCCAAAUCAGCCUUCCAAUCCAACCCCUUCUACCGCACUUGGGACCCCCGCGUGUUCAACUCCUGGCUCGAACACGGCCUCCGACCAACCCCCACAAGAAUCUACCCCGACGCCCCUGCUGGCUCAGUCACACUGUUGACAACCAAACACAUGGAGAGUUUCACCUACUACCGCCCCAUCCGUCAGAAGUUGAUGGGAGGGGGUAAACACGAACUUGACUGGGAUCUCAUCCCCGACGCAGACGAAGUCGUGCAUGAAAACCCCGACUUCCCCUUCUACCGCCCCGAAGGCGGCCCAGCAACGGCGAACAAGCUCCCCCACCUCCGGCCGGGCUGCAUCUGGAUUUUCGGCUCAGAGUCAAACGUCAACCCGCCCGACGUCCGGCAGGAGAAGCUCGACCUGACCGGCGUCGGUCCGGGCGGUUCUGGAGGCGCGAAGAACGGAAGGGUGAAAGCUGUUACCAUCGAGGGGUACGGCCACCUUGUCCCAAUGGAGAGGACGACCGAGGUCGCCACCUACGCCGCUGACUUCCUCGUCGAGGACCUCGAGCACUGGAGGAGGGAGCAGGAAGAGUUUAAGCGGUGGGCCAAGAAGAGAGACGAGGAAAAGUGGGUGAUUAGUGAGGAGUUUGAGGGGUGGAUGGGGGGACGGCCGGUAAGGAAGCCCAAGAAGGAAGGGGGAGACAAGUCAAAGUUGUAG